Messenger RNA from Lepidothrix coronata (blue-crowned manakin), 1322 nucleotides. Its product is annotated as SLIT and NTRK-like protein 6. The record is from RefSeq and is a predicted model, not a curated record. Gene Ontology annotation, cellular component: plasma membrane. Gene Ontology annotation, molecular function: protein binding. The transcript is spliced from 3 exons. NCBI's taxonomy places the organism in Eukaryota, Metazoa, Chordata, Aves, Passeriformes, Pipridae. The coding region runs from base 42 to 1271 and encodes 409 amino acids.
GCCCGGCGGGAGCGCGGAGGGACGGGGAGCGGCCCCGGAGGAUGGGGCGUGCGGCGGCUGGCACCGGGCUGGGAAUCGUGUCCCUCUGGGGCAGCCUCCUGCUCACUGCCGGCCUUGCCCUCUACCCAGCAUCGCCAAUCUGCAACUGCUCAGAGCCCAUGGACUUCCAAGCUUUCCGGGAGGCUCCACUCCCUGAGAGCUGCUGCCUCAACUUCACCAGCUCCAACAUCACCCACCUCGACUGGGGUGCACUGGUGGGGGUGCGGGGGCUGCGGGAGCUCUACCUCUCGCACUGUGGUAUCACAGCUAUCAGCAACGCACAGGGAGUCCCCCCUGCCUUGGAGAUCUUGCACUUAAGUCACAACCUGCUGGAAAGUCUCCCUGGAAGCUUUCUGGAAAAUGCCCCUAAUUUGAGGGUUCUUUAUCUGGACAGCAACCAGCUCCAGGAUCUACCCAGGUCCUUCCUGAAAGCAUCAUCCCAGGUCCAGGAGAUCUACCUGGGCUUCAAUGCCCUGACCUUCCUUCCUGCCAGCCUCCUGAAGCCGACUCUGCUCCAGCUUCAGCUCUCCAACAACAGCUGGGACUGCAGCUGUGCUUUGCUCACCAACUUGGCGGGUUGGCCCAGCCUGGCUGCUGAUGUUAUCUGCCACACGCCGGAACGGUACCACGGCGUGGACCUCCAGAGCAUCCCCCAGGAUGAGCUGUGCCGCUCACACGGCCUCACUGCUCUUUUCAUCUGCCUGCCCCCUCUCCUCAUCCUCGCCAGCGUCACUUGGUGCUUCUACAGGCAGAAGAAAAAGACCAACUACAACCUUCAGAACAGGUCCCAGAGCCACCGGGCCACAGCAGAGAGGGGCAAUGUGCCGGUGUCUGCAGAGCCCCACCACUACAACCCCUACGAGCUGCCUGCUGCUCCCGCUGAGACUGAGAAAAAGGUGCUACUGGGGAGACAGGUCCUGCUCCAACCCUUUGCAGAACCACUGGAGAGUGGGAGAGACCUCUAUGAGGAGGUGGAGAUUCAGGUGGGAUCCCCCAGCAGUUCCCAGGUGUCAGCCUAUGAAGGGCAGCUGGGCACCUCGGCACCAAGGGCAGAGGAGCUGGGGGGCAGCGAGCCAGAGGUGGACGCUGUCAGUGUGAGCGAAGUCCUGAAGGACUCUGCCGACCGGGAGAAGAUCUACAUGAGUCAGUCAACCAACUAUUACAACCUGGUACCUGGCAUUGAGUUGGAGGACUCGGACAACCUGGAGUAUGAGAUCAUUGACCUGCACUGAUGCCAGGACUCGGGCUGUGUCUGGGACACACCAGCAGGGAAGAUGGGAAGC